Messenger RNA from Hemisphaericaspora subhashii, 480 nucleotides. RefSeq names its product bifunctional dITP/dUTP diphosphatase (gene DUT1). Gene Ontology annotation, biological process: dUTP catabolic process; dUMP biosynthetic process. Gene Ontology annotation, molecular function: dUTP diphosphatase activity; magnesium ion binding. NCBI's taxonomy places the organism in Eukaryota, Fungi, Ascomycota, Pichiomycetes, Serinales, Debaryomycetaceae. The transcript has a single exon. Bases 1 to 480 code for a protein of 159 amino acids. The record is from RefSeq and is a predicted model, not a curated record.
AUGACAACUGAAAUGGAACAAAUCAUCAAAAAACAAAAACUCGCUUCCACAGCCUUAAAAGUCUUCUUACGUUCCCCCGCCGCCAAACUCCCAACUAAGGGAUCUGCAUUAGCUGCCGGCUAUGACCUCUACGCAUCCCAACCAGGUCUCAUCCCCGCCAAAGGACAAGGUCUUAUCGCUACUGAUAUUUCAAUUAUCGUUCCAGAAGGGACAUAUGGCCGUGUAGCCCCUAGAUCGGGCUUAGCUGUCAAGAAUGGGAUUUCGACUGGUGCUGGUGUUAUUGAUGCUGAUUAUAGAGGAGAAGUUAAGGUUGUUUUGUUUAAUCAUAGUGAUAAAGAUUUUGAAGUUAAGGCUGGGGAUAGAAUUGCACAAUUGGUUUUAGAAGUUAUUGUGAAUGCUGAUAUUGUUGAGAUUGAUGCUGAUGAGUUGGAUACUACUGAAAGAGGUGCUGGUGGAUUUGGAUCUACUGGUAAGAAUUAA